Alligator sinensis (Chinese alligator) is the source of this 4947-nucleotide messenger RNA. RefSeq names its product D-tyrosyl-tRNA deacylase 2 (putative) (gene DTD2). Lineage: Eukaryota; Metazoa; Chordata; Crocodylia; Alligatoridae. The transcript is spliced from 4 exons. Gene Ontology annotation, cellular component: cytoplasm. The record is from RefSeq and is a predicted model, not a curated record. Gene Ontology annotation, biological process: tRNA metabolic process. Gene Ontology annotation, molecular function: D-tyrosyl-tRNA(Tyr) deacylase activity. The coding region runs from base 35 to 541 and encodes 168 amino acids.
GGGUCACGCACUGGGCGGGGCGCGCUCUCGUGCCAUGGCUGAGCCGAGGCGGGCGCCCGUGGCGCGGGCCGUGCUGCAGCAGUGCCUGUCCGCGCGGCUGCAGGUGAAGGCCGCCGAGCCCGGCGCCGCCGCCGAGUGGGUACAGGUUCAGAGAGGACUUGUUAUCUACAUAUGCUUCUUUAGAGGAGCUAAUGAGGAACUCAUUCCAAAAAUGGUUAAUACCCUGUUGAAUGUUAAAUUAAGUGAAACUGAAAGUGGCAAGUAUGUUUCUGUUCUGGAUUUACCAGGCAGUCUUCUAAUAAUACCCCAAGCCACGCUGGGUGGCAAAUUGAAGGGAAGAAACAUGCAGUACCAUAACAAUACAGAAAAAGAAAAAGGGAUGGAGCUUUACUCCCAGUUUGUGACUCAGUGUGAAAAAGAACUGGCUGCUAAUACCAAGUGUGCUGAAGCAGGGGUUGUUGUCAAGUAUGGCACGUAUGGAAACAGGCAGGUGUUAAAACUGGAUACAAAUGGACCUUUCACUCAUAUAAUUGAAUUUUGAAAAAUAAGCUUUCCAUGUAUAAUUGUUUCCAAGCAAAUGUAGUAUUUUCCAUUUUUGUAAGUGAAAGUGGCCCUAGAAUAAUUUGAAAGUGAAGAAAUAGUAAGAUGAUUUCAAUAAACUUCCAUUGGUUUUAAGUCCACAAAUGCAUUGAUAAAUGGAAAUCAGUCUCUACAUCCUCAGGUGUCUUAUUGUUAUUUUUAUCUGAAAUAUUUUGUAAAUGAAAUGUAUUCCACUUAUACAUCUCAGGUAAGUGCAUUAUUCACUUAGCUGCAUGACACAAUGCUAUGUUACUUACAUAAUACUGGUUAGCUGAAUACCUGUUAAGUCAUACAAAACUUAUGCGCAUAAAAUGUUUCAUUUUCAUUGUCUAUUUUGUAACUAACUGUAUUCCCAUUUAACUGCACUAGAAACAAUGAGGAAGCAGCUUUCAACAUACUGCUAUUAGAAGCCUUGAAAAUGACAGAAGUUAGUCAGUUUUCCUAUCUGUUAUCUCCCUUUGCUUUCAAAGUUUUCUAAUAGCAGCCUGAAACUGAAUAUUAAAAGCCUUAAAAGUGAGGGGAACAAGUUAGUUUUAGGACUACUAACAUUUAUAGUCUGAUAAACAUUAAGUGGUGGAAGUACCCUUUAGCGGGGGCUGGGGCCUGCUACAGACCUGUGGGCCCAGCUGUGCCGGCAAGAGACUUACCUGACUGGGUCUGGAAGGGCUGCAUGCCCCCGGUGCUCUGGGGAACAGUGUCUGGGAAGAACCCCGGAGGUGAGCAGGCCUCCAGGAGCACUGAACCAUGUGCACCAGGGAGCCUGCUUUGACUGGCCAGAAGAAGAGAGCGGGGAAUUUAAACAGAUAUCAAGAAGGCCUUCAAUAUUUGGCAUUCCCGAGGAAGGGGAAGUGCAGUGGAGCCGGGAGCUGCGUGCACUGGGGCAGCAGAGGACUCACACCACUGAACUCUCCCAGGUUGCCAAGACCCAGGUGAGCCCCGAGUGAACAGCCACUUGCCCUUGCAGGAAAAGCUAGGUAAAGUGGGCAGUUGGGAAGGGGAAGUCAUACUGGCCGCACUAGAGACAGGAUCCAGAGGGAAGUCUGUCCCAGGGACCCAGUGGAGGCUGGCGGGGGUGAGAAAACUCAGAUCACAAAGACAGUGGCGAGGUUUAGAGGCAAGCCCAGGCAGGCAAAGAUUCAGGGAGCUACAUGAUAAGCCCUGAAGAAUAAAAAGUAAAAGAAAAGGGUUUAAGCCAUACCCUGAAUGGGAUUACAGGGAAAAUUAAAGAACACAUAAUUAAUUUAGGAAUUUGGAUGCAGGUGGGACCAGAUUGGGAAAUAGGCUGUCAUUUACUUUAAUGGGCUAACUAAGCUGCGAAGGUUGGGCCCAGAGGAUAUGGAUUUGUGAGUACAAGGGCCCUGCAGCUAGGAUCCAGGAGGCAUCAAGUAGAUUAGGUUGUAAAGCCUGAAGUAAGUUUGAAAGAUAAACCAAAAGGAAAAGAUAAUAAAUAAGUUGAUCUAAAGGACUAGCAAAAUGAAUCCCUGCCCUAUGUGAAAAAAGACACAGGGUAAUUAAGGCAUAAAGAGUAUAGUGAAUGUCACAUAUGUGGAUGGACAAACAACUCAGCCGUGGGUAGAUAAUUCACAGGAACCAGGACAAGAACCAGUGAGUGACAAACAAGAGACAGAGCAAUCCAGGGAUCCGAUCCAGGGAGUCCUCCCCACACAAGGCCAUGGGGACUUUUUUGCCUCAGGAAAGGGGCAGGUUGUAGGGAAGGUGGAGCCCUGCAGAAGAACCAGGACCCCACCAGAUGGAUCUUCUGCCAACGAGUCAUCCAAUCUACCUAAAAGAAACAACUCGUCAAGGCAUGGCAGAGAAGCGGGAGAGCAUGAUGAAGAUACAUAGCAUUACAGCACAGUGGCAGGGCCGGAAUACACGUGGGCUCACAUACCUGCCCCAAAACUAUCUUCUCCCUUUUUCAAGUCUUCUAAUUAGUGUUGGGUCUGCUAUAAGAAGCUUUGAAAACUAGAGGAACUUUUAAUUACUACAGUUUGGGAGCUGCUUAUGCCACAGCAAUAUGUAGUCAGAAAGCACUAUUUGGAGUAAGGAUAAAUUCACUCUCCAGGUAAGUGCAUAGUUGUUUACCAGUCUUGAAGCUAUAUGCUAAAAUAGAGUACGCUCUCAUUAAAAGUCAGUACAGUGAUAGGCUAGGGACAGAAGUUAUGCAUAAACUGCUUUAAAUGAUCAGAAACCAGUUUAAACCUGUAACAGGACAGAAGUUCAUUGCACAUAAACUACUCACAGGCUUUUCCACCCCUUACCACUUAGGCGGAGGAGGUGGGGGUGUAGCCAGACACUGGCCCCCGGCUGCCACGCUGAGGGAGGGAGUGGGGUGGUUUAAACCCCCUCUCCCACUGACAUGGGACCCGAGCAGCGUCCACCUAGGGGAUGCGGGGUGUGAACAGAUGCUGGCCCGGGCUGGCACACUGAGGCAGAGGGGAGGGAGGGGGAUUUAAAUCCCCCUCAGAGUUUAUUGCAUCAUGUUUACAAAAACUUGCAUCUUUAUAGGUUUAACUAUUGCUGCCAAUUUCUAAAAGAUUUUUGCUUAUUUCUCCUGAGGUACUAUUUCCUGCAGGUAGAAAGGUUUAACCCCAUCCCUCCUCUCUGCCUCAGUGUGCUGCACCCCUGGCUGGGGUCCCAUGCGGGCAGGGGGGAGGGGAUUUAAACCCCCCACCUCAGUGUGCCAGCCGUUGGAGUGGUGAGCAGAGCAAAGGUAGGCAGGAGCUGCUGCACCCUCUGCCAAGCAGACCCCGGUUGGGUUCCUGUGCCAGUGGGAGAGGGGUUUACAAACAAACAAAAAGAAAGAAGGGUUUAAAUUUUGUUAGCUACUAAGUAAAACAGUUUUGGAAAGAACAAGUCUAUAGAGGAGGAGUCAGUUCCCUGUGCUCAAUUCUCUGCUAUGCCACAGAGUUCCUGCAUGAUAUGGAGUAGGGACUUUAAGUAGCAAACUGAAAUCUGACAAAGACACUAUUUUCUCCCUUAGUUUGUAGAAGUCAUUGUUACCUUCAUGUCACUGAGGCCACAAAUUUAGGAAGACUUGCAAUAAAAUUGAACACUUAUAUGGGUAACAGUUAUGUUUAAUUAAAAAAGAAGGGUUCUAAAAGGAAUAUAAAAACUAUGUGCUUGACAAUUUGUCAUUCUUCAAGAAUUAGGGAUAAGGGCUGGGAGAGAGAUUGCUCCACAUUACUGUUGGGUUUUUUAUACCUCCUUCUCGUACAGGCCACUGCCGGAAUAGGAGUUGACCAGAAGGACCAUGGUUCUGAUCCUGAAUUACAAGUCCUAAAUUCCUAUUUACCAUAUUUCUGUCUGACGUAUUCUGUGGUGCAAUCCUGAAUCAUGGCUUGAUAUUUGAAAAGAAUUUUUCUGAUUUGAGUUUCUUACAAAAUGUUAUUUAAUGUAAAGUAAUUAUCUUCAGGCUCAAACUACAUUACAAGAAUCCAGUUUUGUGAAUGGAUAUAUGGCUCUGUAUUGUAAGUACAGAAGAGUGCAAGAAUAUUUCAAAUGUAUCAAACCAUACAAUUAUGGUAAUUUUAAAUUCUUAAAGAAAAUUGUUUCCUUAUAAUUGCUAUGUUUACAGUAAAGCAAAACAAAGCCAUCCACACAAAUCAUUUGGAAACAUUUGCUAAUUCAGAGCCAAAUCGCACAUUUAUUCAUUAAUAAUUCAUUCUGUUUACAAUAUGUGCUAAUUUUAAAGUUUUUUUCAUAGAGAAGUCUAUGAAAAAAACAUUUUCUUGUGUGAACAAUUUGUAGAAAUUCAUCAAAAUUCUGUAUAUUUGGGUGAAAAACACCCUUUUUCGUACAAUUUUCUAUUUUAGGCCAAAUCAUAAAAACUUGCUUUGAGUAGCUACAGCUCUCACUGACUUCAAGAAGACAGGCUGGUAUUCACUAUUCAGUACAUCUCUGGAAUUAGUCCUUGGAGGUGUUUCUUAAUAGGAAGUCGGUGGGCUUUUAUGCGUUCCCAUUAGAAGCAUACCAGUUUUUUUACUAUGUUUCAAAUCUCUCUUCUGAGAGAGAGUUAGGAUUGAAAUCAUUAACAAGGCAUAAAAGACCUCAAGCCAAAUUCUACACUGACUUAUUGCUGUGAAACUCUGCUCUUGUAGAGAUCCAAUAUGCUGGAUUAGAGUUUAUUGGCUCAUGUAUACAAAAACUUGCAUCUUUAUGGGUUUAACUGUUGCUGCCAAUUUUUUAAAGAUUUUUGCUUAUUUCUCCCAAGGUACAGUUUCCUGUGGGUAGAAAGGGAUUCUUGCAGUCUUCUAACAGUUUCAGAGAUCAAUAGGUUCUGAAUGAUGAGCCAUUUCUGCUGUUUUAUUUACAUUAUCUAUUGAGUCAUGAUCCAUUUAUUGAAAUAAACAAUUCACAAAUUGCCAA